AUGGUUGUGGCAGAUUUGAUUGAGAGUAUCGCACAAAGAUUUCUCUGGGUGCAUAUUCAGACGCAGUUCGUUUCUAUCUGGGUUCCCCGUGGACUUGUUUGGGAUGGACUGAUAUUCCCUGCUGCCACUUCGGCCCAGGAUCUGGUUGAGGCCGUCGGCGGUGCCGCUUCGAAUAGCGCUCGCAAAGCAUUCAGCUCCUCAUGGGCUUGA
Penicillium waksmanii is the source of this 210-nucleotide messenger RNA. RefSeq lists its product as uncharacterized. The record is from RefSeq and is a predicted model, not a curated record. The transcript has 2 exons. The coding region runs from base 1 to 210 and encodes 69 amino acids. Lineage: Eukaryota; Fungi; Ascomycota; Eurotiomycetes; Eurotiales; Aspergillaceae.